AUGGAUGUAGCUUUUUUGUUGAACUAUUUCACAACAGCUUUUGGAUUCCUUGUUGCUUAUUGUACCUACAAAGACUUCACAUCAUUCGAAGAUUCAAAAUCCAAAAAGUUUCAUUCAAUUUUCUCAAUCUACACCAAUGGAAAAUCAUUAAUUAAUCUCAAGCAGCCUGACAAUGCCAUCACAUGCAUCAAUGGACUAAAAGCUCUAUCCAUGCCACUCAUAAUUCUAUUCCAUUCAUUUCAAGUCACAGUAUUUGAGACUGAAGAGCUACGAGUUCAGUAUGAUGACAUAAAGUUCAGAUUGCUGUUGACAGCAGCAGUUCUACCAACAGAGACGUUUUUUGUGCUUAGUGGAUUUUUAUCAGUUAAAAGCUUUCUUUAUGAUGACAAUUCAAUCUUCAAGCUUCUCAAGAGCUUUUAUUACCGGUACAUCCGAAUCACACCAUCAGCAAUAUUUUUGAUGCUGAUCUUAAUUUCUAUCAAGGAUUUUAAUGGACUAAGUAGAAUUUUUGAAUCUGAGAACCAAAACUGUAAAGAUUAUUGGUGGUCGAUGCUGUUAUAUGCACAGACAUACGUCAACCCUAAUCAAAUGUGUAUUGGACCUCUUUGGUACGUAACUGUGUUAAUGCAUUUGUUCCUAGUAUCUCCAGUCAUUAUGUUCCUUUUAAAGUCUCGUGCAAAAAAUGUAAGACUAGCUAUAAUGGGAGUUUUUCUUGUCUUGACUUAUGUUCCGGGGAUAAUCGAGUUUCUGGAAGUCGGAAGUGUAAAGCUCACCACUUUUUAUGUAGACACACUGACAAGAUCUUAUCCAUAUUUAUUUGGAAUGUUUUACUUUUAUGAAUUUUUUAAGGUCAAGGAAGUUUCUGAGUUCGGAAAGCGUUAUUUAUGGGCAAUAACUCUCCUGACUGGCUUUAUCACUGCUAUUAUAAUUUUUGCAAAAUCACUCAAAACCGUUCAGCUAUUCAACCUGUUUCUAAUUGCUAGGAUUUUAUGGCCUAUUGUAAUUUGCUGGAUCAUCCAUGCUUGUCAUAUUGGAUGUGCUGAAAUGAUCAAUGACAUUUUAUCAUUUAAGUAUUUUAUUCCUCUGUCAAAUCUUAGUUUGGGAAUUUAUUUAGUAAACGAUCAUGUUGGGCACUAUAUUUUGUAUGAUGUGUUGUCUAGUAUGGAACAUUUUGGAUUUCCUAUGAAAGCUCCUGACAAUGCCAUCACGUGCAUCAAUGGAAUGAAAGCUUUGUCCAUGCCACUCAUUGUCUUCUUCCACACAAUGCAGAUUACAAUGUUUGAGACUGGAGUUUUAUCAAAUGUAGAAUAUCAAUUUAUUAAGUACAGGCUGUUGCUUACCACAGCUAUUCUACCAACAGAGACGUUCUUUGUGCUUAGUGGAUUUUUGUCAGUUAAAGGAUUCCUUCAGAAUGAAAAUUCAGUCUUCAAGCUGCUGAAGAACUUCUAUUACCGCUACAUCCGAUUCACACCACCAGCAGCAUACUUUAUGCUGAUCUUGCUAUCAAUUAAGGAUUUUAGUGGAUUAAAUGGAAUUUUUCCAGCAGAAUAUCAAAAUUGCAGAACUUAUUGGUGGUCAAUGCUGUUAUAUACACAGACAUACGUCAAUCCUGAUCAUAUGUGCAUUGGCCCAUUGUGGUUUGCGUCAGUCUCAUGGCACUUAUUCCUAAUAUCGCCAUUAAUUUUACUGCUUUUGAAGCCUCGUGACCGUAAAAUUAGGCUCAUGGUAAUGGGAAUUAUUUUAUUUACAACUCACAUUCCAGGAAUCGUGAAGUACAUCGAAGUUGGAGAGCUUGUCAACACGAUCCAGAGCUAUCUUUAUGUGGAAACUUUGACACGAUCUUAUCCUUAUUUGUUUGGAAUGUUUUAUUAUUACGAGUUCUACAAGAUUAAGGAUGUGUCUAGGUCAACUAAACUGUACUUAUGGACCAUAACCUUCCUCACCUUCAUCUUUGCAUUGAUUAUCUCAAUCAACAAUCCAAUGCCAAUGGAACCGACUAGCGUCCUUUUUCUAGUCACAAGAAUUUUAUGGCCAUUAGCUCUUUGUUGGAUUAUUCAUGCUAGUCAAUUAGGAUGCGGUGGAAUUGUCAAUAAAAUUUUGUCAUUCAAAUAUUUCAUUCCAUUAUCGAGUCUUAGUUUGGGGAUUUACUUCUUAAAUGAUCAUAUUGGACAUUACAUUAUGAAUGAUGUUCUUAAAAGUGUUGAGAAUGAAGGAUUUAAAACUAAAGUUGUGGCUUUAAGCUCAUCAACAUACAUCCUAGCUACAUUUUGUGGUGCCUUACUGUAUUUAUGUAUUGAAGUUCCGUUCUAUAAACUAGCUAGAUUUAAUAUAAGAUCUCAAUUUUGUGUGUCAAAAAAUCCAAAAGUAUUUGAUGAUAAAAUUUAA
Molecule: messenger RNA, 2385 nt
Organism: Chironomus riparius
Lineage: Eukaryota; Metazoa; Arthropoda; Insecta; Diptera; Chironomidae
Source: the annotation of a GenBank genome assembly